Messenger RNA from Parnassius apollo (apollo), 2556 nucleotides. Lineage: Eukaryota; Metazoa; Arthropoda; Insecta; Lepidoptera; Papilionidae. The record is from the annotation of a GenBank genome assembly.
AUGAACUCGCGCGCUUGCGUGUCUUGCGGCGGCCACGCUGACGCGUUCUGCGCCCGGUGCGGGGUCACGCCGUACUGCGGCCCGCGGUGUCAGCGCCGCGACUGGAUCCACCGGCAUCGCGCCGUGUGUCACAACCUCGCCCGUUUGACUAACGGCGAGGGACAAGAACCUGCUCCAACAUCAGCUCCGGAUGCACCUGUUGUGGAACCAGUUGUGCCACCGGUCGCACCACUACGUCGGCCGUAUUCACCCGCCGGCCAAAAUGUCAAUCGGAAACAGAUGCCUGAACAAGAUACCGAUGACAGGCAACAGAAGAGAUUCUUCCCACCUGGUACGAACGCUAGAUCCGGCCAACACAACAGCAACCGAGGUAGACAGGGUUUCAACAACAGGGGCAACAGGCCCCGGGAUAACAAAUCUCAAGACAGCAGGUCCCAGGACAACAGACCUCAACACAGCCGGGCGCAGUAUAACACCUCCACCAGGAAACCACAGACGCAGCAAGCCACUGAGACAGCAGAAGAGGAAUGGGAUAUUAGUGGAAAACAGCAACCAGAACAAGCAGAACCCAAGAAACAAUCACCAACAGCUGUCAACCAAUCACCAGUGAAACAAAGCCCAGUUAAACAAAAUUCACAGGCAGAUAAACAGGCUUCAUCGGAAGUUAAGCCAGCUGCCGCAGAAGUUAAGGCGGUUGAGCCCGAGAAAAGCAAAGACACCAAGAAAAUCGUGAAACCUGCUACGUUGGACGAUGUUACUCCUGCAAGAAAAAUUGUGCCCAAAAAAUGUGUCAUAGAUCUACUUUCAACUGGUGAUAUAGUGAUGCUAUCGGUGGACAAUAAGGCAUCUGAGUGCAAAUCUAAGAGCCGUGGGUUUGUCUGUCUGUCGCUGCACGAAAAUUACGAGAGUGAAUACCAGGCUCUAUGCGACGAUUACACUGCGGAUUGUGAAGCGGAUACUGCAAAAUAUACACCGAACCCUGGUGAGACAUUCUCCUACCUCAAUCCAGAAGAAGGUGCCUGGUACAGAGCGAGAUGCCUCAACCCAACCCUGGCUGCAUUGAUUGACAGCAGCAAGCUGGUCACCCUUACACCAAAGGACAACUUGAAACGGCUAUCGGAGAAGUAUGCCAACAUCCCAGAGUUCUGCUGCCUGUUAGAAGGUGAUAAAGUUCAAAUGGGAAACAACCUAAAAUGCACCAUAGUGACAAAGGCAACAGAAGUGUGCAAGGUGUCGAUAGAGAAUGCGGAGACUGGGGCUGUGAUCGGUGAGGGCGAGGUGUCCCGGUGGCUGCCCGUGGUGGACUACCCAGCGCCUGCAGCUGCUCCUGUUGCUGCCGGUCCAACAAUUCCUGAGGUGCCACGUCCAGAUGUAGAGAACAAUAGCAAAGUACUGCUGGUGGAGAUGACCGAGCUGAAGCGUGCUUUCGUACGCAGAGCCGAUGCAGCUUCACAGAGGAAAUACGACUCGGUGCUACAUGGGGUGGCUCUGUACGGACAGGAGGCUACACCAAUGAAGGAGCCACCGCAGAAAGGUCAAGUUGUGGUCGCCAAGUUUGUAGAUGGCAUGCAUUACAGAGCUCUCUGUAAGCGAACCAACGUUAAGCAGAACAAGUAUCUAUUGGAGUACAUUGAAUUUGGUAAUAUAGAAAUAGCCACACUAGAGAACAUCUACCCUUGUCCUGCUGAAUUCAAUUUGUCAGCCCAUCCCGCUGAAGCUUCUAUAGUGAGCCUGCAGGGCGGUGCCACUGUACUAACUGAUGCGGCCACUCAAUAUAUUGAGAAGUUAAAGGAUUCUGCCACCGAGUUGCUGCUGACAAUUUGCAGCGGUUCAAAAACUGCCCCAAGCGGCGCAGAAGUGAAACUAACUGUUGCAGAUACAAAAGAAUCUGUUAAUGGUAAAAUAGAAGAACUCUGUACACCGGAUUGGAAAAAACUUGAAAAGAGUGGUGGCGAUGUAGUUGAAACUGCAACAUUGAUGUACAGUGACCUUACAUUUUUGAAGCUACCAGAAACAGGCUGCGAGAUAGAGGUUAUGGACAUAAGUUCGCUAGAAGGCGCCAUAGUGUCCGGAUACAUGAAAGGAGAGCCCCUAGCUAAGAAGAUCCUGGAAGAUCUACCAAUACAAAUGGAGGCCUACUGCAACAGUGAUAUUGGCCGUGAACCAUAUCUGCCCAAGUUCGAGGAGUUGUGCGUUGCCCAGUGUCCACCUUAUCCGCAAUGGUUCCGUGCAGUCCUUUGCGAGCAAGUGAGCGGUGCGGGCGGUGAUGAAGCUCGCGUGUGCUACGUGGAUUACGGCAACGUAGACGUCGUCAGCGUAAACGUAUUACGGAAGAUGCUGCCAGACUUCGUAAAGGAUUUACCCGCACUCUCCGCUCACCUGGAGAUACGAGACUUCCCUAAAGAUCCGACGCAAGAGAUGUUGGCGCGCGCAGUUGAAUAUAUGAAAAUAAAUGACGAAGGUCGGGGAGUCCUGAAAGUGAGCCGCUGUGAGCAAGUAGAACAGGGCUUGUACCUUGUGGACGCUCCGGGCCUCAUUGCAGCCAUGAAGGGAUAG